AUGGUUGCAUUCUCCUCGCUUCUUGUGGCUUACUCGGUGCUGGCUAGUGUGCUGGCCGGGCCAACCGGAGGUCCUUUCGACAAGCGGGCUGGAACACCAAGCGCUACAGGUACUCAUAAUGGGUAUUAUUACUCUUGGUGGACUGAUGGUGGCUCUGAUGUUACUUAUACGAAUGGACCUGGAGGUCAAUACAGCGUAAAUUGGGGCGGCGGUGGUGGUAACUUUGUGGGUGGAAAAGGAUGGAACCCUGGUAGUGCGAAAACUAUCACAUAUUCUGGCAGUUAUAAUCCGAACGGCAAUAGCUAUCUCGCCGUCUACGGCUGGACACAAAAUCCACUUGUCGAAUACUAUGUCGUAGAGAACUUCGGGACAUACAACCCAGCUUCUAACGCUCAGAAGAAAGGGUCUCUGACUAGCGACGGUGGCACAUAUGAUAUCUAUGUCAGCACUCGUACCAACCAACCCAGUAUCGAAGGGACACGGACAUUCCAACAGUAUUGGUCGAUCCGUACGCAAAAGCGGACCGGUGGAAAUGUCACAACUGGCAACCACUUCCAAGCUUGGGAGAAGGCUGGUCUAAAGCUGGGUAGCCAUAAUUACAUGAUUGUUGCAACUGAAGGCUAUUUCAGCAGCGGCUCCGCCACGAUCACUGUCCAGACACCUCCUUGA
Phaeoacremonium minimum UCRPA7 is the source of this 669-nucleotide messenger RNA. RefSeq names its product putative endo- -beta-xylanase i protein. The record is from RefSeq and is a predicted model, not a curated record. The transcript has 4 exons. The coding region runs from base 1 to 669 and encodes 222 amino acids. Gene Ontology annotation, biological process: xylan catabolic process. Lineage: Eukaryota; Fungi; Ascomycota; Sordariomycetes; Togniniales; Togniniaceae. Gene Ontology annotation, molecular function: hydrolase activity, hydrolyzing O-glycosyl compounds.